UAUUUGUGUGACCAGGUCUUGAACAGAACUUGGCGAAGUUCAGCUGCAGCAGACAAAACAAAAACAAUUAAUGUUUUCGCAUAAUUUUGAUAUUCCUACACAAGUAGAUAAAUAUUUAAGGCAGGGUAGAUCUAAUUGAUAUAUACAUAGGUAGUUGAGGAAGAAGGCGACAUGGCAAUGUCCCACGAGGACUUUUUUGACAAGUUGCGGAGUGACUCGGGUCCCCGUAACCUGCGUCAGAUUUUCGAGGACGACGAUCGUCCCUUGGAGAACGAAUCGCCCAGCUUGCGUUACCAGCCGGGUGGCUCCAAGAAACCACAGAGUACCAAGAAGCCGCUAGCAACCAGGAGCAGUACUGCGGACACGGGGGAUCCUCCCACUUCCACUGCCACAUGGAACACCGUAAUCGCCAAGGUGGUACAUGCCUAUCAGAACACCGAGAACUUGGGCCGCGUCGGCCUGGCUCUCUCGAUUUUGGGCGAGAUGGAGGCCUUCAAGCUGAUUGUGUACAAGAGCAAGCACCAGGUGCUAACCACCCUGCAACUGAGGCCGCGUGGCGGUAAAGUGAUCCUGCGGGAGUCCUAUCUGCAGUUCUACAACGACGAGCAGCGUUUCUGGAGCCUGCGAUUCGACAAGGAGCCGGAUGAGAGGGAGUUCGUAGGCUUUAUGAUCAAGUACCAACUGCCAGUGGAGCAGUUUGCCAGCGAGACUUCCUCCCCUAGUUCGGAAUCCCUCUCCCGUCAGGCUGUGUCCAAAUCCAGUAGUUCCAGCGGUAAGGAGACGACCCCAUGUCCUCCACAGCCGCAGCCGCGUUUGCGUGUGGGAAUUCCAAGUCUGGAGAAGCUGGACGAUUACGAACCCGACCAGGAACCGGACCGAGCAGCUGCCGACGAGGAUGUGAUAGUCACGCCACUGCCACGACCCAUAGGCUCAUCAAAUAACCACAGUAAAUCCCUGACCGUGGCCAACCCCGCCGUAAAACCUUCUGAAAAUCUUCGUGCUGUGAAGACACUGGACAAAUUCUUGGAUGAACAGCGGGCUUCGGGUCUCUCGAUAGAGCACAAGAUGGACGCCAUCCUGCAGGCCAUGAACCGCAUGGGAAAGGCGGGAGCACCGGUUGAAGCGCAUAGCGAUUCGGUGCUCGAACGCGACAGCGAGGAUGAAAUGCUGGAACUGGAGCAGAAGCUUCUCAACCUCAAGCGCGAGAACCGCGCCCUGAUGAGAAACCUCAAGGCGAGGGAACAGGCCCUCGAGGAUCUCCGCUGCUCCGCCUGCGCUCUCUGCGAGGAGCUUCUCGUCCAGAAUGGCGAUCUGAAGGAGCGGAAUGCCCAGCUGCUGGCCACCAAAGGUCACCACGACUUGAACUCAGUAUCAACGUGUCACAAUUGCGAGCAGUCUUCCAAUCAAAUGGCCAAAAUGCAGCGGCACAUUUCAGCGCUGCAGGAGGCGUUGCGGAUCUAUCAGAAAUCGGGCGAGUCCAGCGGAGGUCGCUUAUAGUAGCUAUCUUUGCAUAUUGUUUUGUAUUCUGACCCAAAAAUGUAUUAUAGCGCGUGUGGAGGACUCCAAGCAUAUCCAAAAAUACAAGCCAGACAACGCCAGCUUUCUUUAAAACCA
Messenger RNA from Drosophila ficusphila, 1614 nucleotides. RefSeq lists its product as uncharacterized. The transcript is spliced from 2 exons. The record is from RefSeq and is a predicted model, not a curated record. NCBI's taxonomy places the organism in Eukaryota, Metazoa, Arthropoda, Insecta, Diptera, Drosophilidae. Bases 172 to 1497 code for a protein of 441 amino acids.